CCACAAAUAGCAAUUGAUAAAAUCGAUAAAUUCAACCUUAAAAUGCCUCAAUUCUCCGUCACUUUUUGAAACCGACACUAAACACCACAACCUAAUCCUUAUAUUCUCUUGUUUACUUUGUUUCUCACGUGUGGGUCCCUCACCCACUCUCUUUACUUCUUCUUCUCCCCAAACCAAACGGCUAUUUAUUCUCUAUUCACCUUCCAUUUUUGCUCACAACUCCAUCUCACUAUCUCACAUUCUUCCCUAACAAUGGCUCCCACUAAAAUUUCCCUUGCUUUUUUAUUCUUAAUCAUAAUGCAAGCCACAGCUCAAUCUCCGGCGGCUUCCCCUACUAAAUCACCGGCUCCAGCCGCCGAUACCCCAGCUGCACCUACACCCGAAGCUCCAGCUCCCUCCAAGCCGAAAGCACCGGCUCCUGAAAAGGCUCCAGCUGUAGCUCCAGUACUCUCGGCUCCUCCCGCUGAGACUCCCUCUGAAGCUCCAGCUCCAGCUGCUAAACCCCCUGCUAAGGCUCCAGCUAAAGCACCGGCUAAAGCUUCAGCUAAAGCACCGGCUAAAGCUCCAGCUAAAGCACCGGCUAAAGCUCCAGUUGAAGCUCCAGAAGCCACACCUACAUCUCCCCCAUCACCACCCCCGGAAACUCCUACUCCGACUCCAACUCCAGAAGCGGCUCCACCAGUUGUAGCUGAGGUACCGGCGCCGGCUCCAGCUGAAAAGCAUGCGCCACCACCACAUCACUGCAAGUUUAAGAAUAAGAAGCAUUGUAAAAAGCAUCAUGCUCCGGCUCCAGCUCCAGAAUUAGCCAGCCCACCUGCGCCGCCAGCUGAUGCUCCUGGACCUGGUAGUGUCUUUGAUGAUUACGCUCCUGGCCCCUCUGAAGAUGAUUCUAGUGGGGAGAAGAUCACAUGGGCAACAAAAAUGGUGGUCGGCUUAGCAAUCGGAUGCGCUGCUCUGCUUCAUGUCUGAAGUUUCUAGAUUAAUUAAUACUCAGGAGCUUCCUUUUUAAUUAAUUUAAUUUAAUUAAUGAAUUUUUUAUUCAUUUUUCUGGCUCGAUCUUGUCGAACACAUACAUUAUAAUUAUACAAGUUGAUCGCGCUAUACAUUGAUUGUACUAUCAUUUGUUUAUUCGUGAUGAGUUUAUAUUAUAAUACUACUACACUUUUUUAUUCUUAUUA
Messenger RNA from Amaranthus tricolor (Joseph's coat), 1178 nucleotides. RefSeq lists its product as uncharacterized. The coding region runs from base 253 to 969 and encodes 238 amino acids. The record is from RefSeq and is a predicted model, not a curated record. The transcript is spliced from 2 exons. Lineage: Eukaryota; Viridiplantae; Streptophyta; Magnoliopsida; Caryophyllales; Amaranthaceae. Gene Ontology annotation, cellular component: plasma membrane.